GUGUGGAGGACAGCAGGAAUUCAGUUGUUGUACAAUGCUCUGAUGUUCAGAAGAUUUCUGCUUUAAUUCUCGCUUUUAACCGGCACGAUGAGCACCGGAGUGUGCCUCAGACUCCUCCAGUCAGCUGGCUCUCCUUCCACUGCCUCCUGCCGCAGAUGGAGCCUGAUCUCCGGCUGCAGAGGGAUGUCUUCUGUGGGCAGAGGCUCCAUGAAUGUGUUCAACAGGGAGAUGAAGAGGAGGCAGAAGAACUGGGCAGCUUCUCUGCAGGAAGGAAACCAGUACGACUACCUGAGGGAUGAGGUUGGCGGUCGAGUGGCUGAUCGAGUGUACGACAUUGCGAGGACGUUUCCUCUGGCUCUGGACAUCGGCGGUGGAAAAAGUCACAUUGCAGAACAUCUAAACAAGGAGUUUGUGGAGCGUUUGUUCCUGACGGACAUCUCAGAGAAAGCUCUGAAACAGAGACGACAGACUGAGAUCCCGACUCAUCACGUUCUCGCUGACGAGGAGUUUCUGCCCUUUAAAGAAAACACCUUCGACCUGGUGGUGAGCAGCCUGAG
Messenger RNA from Notothenia coriiceps (black rockcod), 557 nucleotides. Its product is annotated as NADH dehydrogenase [ubiquinone] 1 alpha subcomplex assembly factor 5-like. The transcript has 5 exons. Lineage: Eukaryota; Metazoa; Chordata; Actinopteri; Perciformes; Nototheniidae. The annotation marks the transcript as partial. Gene Ontology annotation, molecular function: S-adenosylmethionine-dependent methyltransferase activity. Gene Ontology annotation, cellular component: mitochondrion. The record is from RefSeq and is a predicted model, not a curated record. Gene Ontology annotation, biological process: mitochondrial respiratory chain complex I assembly.